AUGGAACAAAUAAAACUAACAACUAUUUCAACAAGACAUUCAGAAGGAGAUUCUGAUGAGGAGCUCGCAUCGCUUCCACCUUCCUUAUCAACACUAACCGUAAGUGAACAUUCCGAGACGAUAGACGACAAAGAAUGGCUUCUUAAAAAUAAGCAUAUUUCUGCUGCAGGUUUUUCUCGAAGAAGUGGAGAACAUGCAGGGGAGGAAUUAUGUGGUCUAGUCCCUGAACGUCGAAGAGGGAAUUUGAAAUAUGAUAAUUCGGAAUAUAUAAUAAAAAUGUGCGCGAUGGCUUGUGCGUGUACGUUUGGUGUCGGAAGUCAUUUUGCUUCACAUAUUAUUGGACCUAUGAAGGGGAUAUUAAUGGAGCAACUUGAUCUCACGAAUACUCAAUUCUCACUAUUGAUCGCAUCAAUUACUCUAUGUAAUACGGUGAUACCAAUAGUUUCAGGUCUUCUUGUAGCAAAAUUUGGAACUACUCGUAGCUCUUUAGUUAUAACAUCAAUAAUAUUAUUGGGUAUGAUUAUUUUCACUGCCGCAAGUUGGGAUGGUAAAGUUGGAUUUAUGAUGGUUGGAUUUACCGUUUUCGGCAUGGGUUUGGCACCUUUAACAAUCGUUCAAGAAACAAUUAUUGUCCAAUUCUUUCAAGGGAAAGGAUUGGGAUUUGCCUUAGCAGUCGGAUUAACAUUAGGGAGAUUAGCCUCAUUUGUUGCUACCGUGCUAGCCGUUCCAUUAUCCUUAAUGGAGCCACUUAAAUAUCGUACACCUUUCAUAGUGGCAACUAUCACAUGUGCAAUGUCAUGGAUUAUGAACAUUGUAUACGUGUUUUUAUUAAAACACGCUGACAAUAGGAAAAAUCAUAGGAGGGAAGGCAUUGCAAUUCAUUCGGUGGUGGAAAAGAAGACUGUUCAUUGGAAUGCUAUAUUUGAUUUGUCGGAUAUUUUUUGGUUUUUUUUGGUUGUGGGAAUUCUAUUUGGAGCUGCAAUUUCUCCUUUCCUUCAUCUAUCAAGUAACAUCAUUAAACAUCGAUUUGACACAACGGAUAUGUUUGCCGCGUGGGAUUCUUCUAUAAUAUUAUUACUACCAGUAAUUUUAUACCCCUUUUUGGGAUUGUUCUUGGAUAAAUAUGGUUUUAGGUUGUGGAUAUGCAUAACUAUAACCUAUUUAUUAUUACUUUUACCGCCACAUAUGAUACAUCCAUUUCCACCUUUAUUCAUUUUCGCUGUGGCUUUCGCAGCAGUUCCACUUACCAUGGUCACCCUCAUUCCAAUGCUCACAAAACAUGUUUCCACUGGUCUCGGACUUCUUAAAAGUGUGGAUAAUAUUGGUGCGACUCUUUGUCAAACUUUUGCUGGAUUAUUGCUAGAUGAGCAUAAAAGACGUAAAAAAUACAUAAUUGAUGAUAAAGGUAUAGAGUAUGGUCAUGAGGAUGAUGAUCUGGUGGCUUUAAGGAUGUUUGCCAUCUUAGGUGAAGAAACAUCAUUUGUUAAAGUUGAAUAUAACGAGAAAAGGAAAAAGACUAUUGUUUAUAUGAGUAUUUUAUGUGUGAUGUUGAUUAUAUGUUGGACUGUUUUUGGAGUCGUCGCAUUCGAAAAAGCUGGAAUAAGUGCAUCAUCGGAAUAA
Funneliformis mosseae is the source of this 1620-nucleotide messenger RNA. The record is from the annotation of a GenBank genome assembly. Lineage: Eukaryota; Fungi; Glomeromycota; Glomeromycetes; Glomerales; Glomeraceae.